Messenger RNA from Astyanax mexicanus (Mexican tetra), 7864 nucleotides. RefSeq names its product C3 and PZP like alpha-2-macroglobulin domain containing 8 (gene cpamd8). Lineage: Eukaryota; Metazoa; Chordata; Actinopteri; Characiformes; Acestrorhamphidae. The transcript is spliced from 43 exons. Bases 922 to 6507 code for a protein of 1861 amino acids. Gene Ontology annotation, molecular function: protein binding; endopeptidase inhibitor activity. The record is from RefSeq and is a predicted model, not a curated record. Gene Ontology annotation, cellular component: extracellular region.
GUUAGAGAAACUCAGAGGCUUCAAACAGACAGAUAUUAAAGGACUAUCGCAGGGCGGAGGUAACCAUCGCUAAUGCUGAAAUAUGAGCAAACCGAACUGAGGCGGAUGAACAAAACGCACCAAGCCGCGUCUCUGCGCGAGGAGGAGAAAAGAUAGAGAGACUCAGAAAGAGGGAGAGAGAGAGAAACAGGGAGAGAGUGAGACUCAGAGAGAAAGGGGUAAAGAGGAGUGUAAGACGCAGAUAGAGAGGGUGACAGCGAGGGAGAGAAGGAAAGGGAGUGUGACAGAGAGAGAGAGAAGUGUGCGAUUCGGACAGAGAGGGAGAAGUGUGAGACUCAGAGAGAGAGAGAGAGAGAUAGCGAGGGGUCGAGGGAUAGGCAGUGUAAGACUCGGUCAGGGAGAGAGAGAGAGAGAGAGAGAGAGGUAACGAGGGAGAGAGGGAUAGGGAGUGUGAGACUCGGAAAGAGAGAGAGGUAGCGAGGGAUUGGGAGUGUACAGGAGACAGGAGUAAGACUCAAAAGAGAUAUAGAGAGGAGUGUCAGACUCAGAGAUACACGAGUGUAAGACUCAGAGACAGACGGAGAGAGGGAUAAAGAGGAAUGUGAGACUCAGAUUGAGGAAUGGAGAGAGACUCAGAGUGAGAGAGAUAUCGAGGGAGAGAGAGGGGCGUGAGACUCGAAGAGAGAGAGAGAGAGAGAGAGAGGGAGAAAAAUUGGGUUGCACGGAAUGCAGAGGGAGAUAAAAACUUCUUCCCACACGGAGAACCGGGAGCGAACCAGCCCGCAUGUUUCCAUCAAUGGCUGAUCUAUCUGAUCUUUGACUGAAGGAUUCAUGCACUUCGUCAGGGAAUAGGACUCUUACUGUUUUCUGGAGCUGAUUAGGCAGUUUGUAAGGGCUGUGCAGGACUGACUGAAGAGCAGAAUGAUUAAUUUGUACCAAAGGUCGUGGACUCUGUCGUGGUUGGUCCUCCUGUGUAUUUUGGGGAAAAUCACUUCACAGGAAAAGCAGGGAUACCUGAUUGCUGCUCCGUCAGUUUUCCGUGCCGGAGUCGAGGAGGCUGUAAGCGUCACCCUGUUUAACACAGUGGAUGAGACACGUGUGCAGGUGCAGCUGAGUGUAAAGGGUGAGACUGUGGCACACAGCCAUGGAACUGUUCUAGAUAAAGGCACUAUCAAACUGAAGGUGCCGUCAGAUUUGCGGGGCCAGGCUAUUCUCAAGGUGUGGGGAAACAGGCACCUCACUGAGGGUGGCUACAUCUUCCACAACCACACUACAGUGACUAUUGACAGCAAAGGCACAGCUGUCUUCAUCCAGACUGACAAGCCCAUCUACAAACCUCAGCACAAAGUGCUCAUCAAUGUGUACUCCAUCACCCCAGACCUGAGACCUGCCAAUGACAAGAUUGAAGCUUAUGUCGUGGACCCAAGAGGAUCUCGCAUGGUCCAGUGGAAAGAUCUCAAGCCUGUUUGUUGUGGGAUAGUGAACAUGAGUUUCCCACUGUCAGACCAGCCAGUCUUUGGUGAGUGGCUCGUGUUCGUUGAUGUACAAGGCCACACCUACAACAAGUCAUUUGAAGUUCAGAAGUAUGUAACACCCAGGUUUGAGCUGAUUGUAGAGCCCCCUCCGUACAUACGAGACCUCAGCAGAUGUGAACAAGCCACUGUAAAAGCCAGGUAUACGUUUGGAAAGCCUGUAACUGGAAAGUUAACAGUGAACAUGACAGUAAAUGGAGUUGGAUACUACAGACAUGAAGUGGGUCAUCCUGUGGUGAAGACAAUGGACAUGAAAGGAUCAGCCACCUUCAGUCUCUGUGUGAAGGACAUGAUGCCCCUGGAUGUCACUGAUCACUUCCGGGGAACAGUGAACAUGUGGGUGUCAGUGAACAGUGUGGAUGGGGGACAACAGACCAUGUUUGAUGAUUCCACACCGGUUCACAAGCAGCUCAUCGACAUCAAGUACUCCAAGGACACUCGCAAGCAGUUCAAACCUGGUUUGCCUUAUAAGGGGAAGAUUGAGGUGAUGUAUCCGGACGGGAGCCCUGCAGAUGGUGUCCAGGUCCGUGUAAAAGCUGAACUCACCCCAAAAGACAAUGUCUACACCAGUGAGCUAACCUCCAAGAAUGGCGAGGCAACUUUCGAGAUCCCGUCCAUCCCCACUGCUGCCCAGUACGUCUGGCUAGAGACCAAGGUGAUAGCUAUUGAUGGAAAUCCAGCAGGGGAUCAGUAUCUGCCAAGUUAUCUGUCUAUCAGCAGCUGGUACUCUCCCAGCAAGUGUCAUAUACAGCUCCAGAGCCCCACUGCUCCACUCAUAAUUGGGCAGGAAGUAGAGGUCAUGCUGAAGUCUACCUGCCCUUGCAACUUCACCCUACACUAUGAAAUCACCUCUCGUGGGAAUAUUGUCCAGUCUGGCCAUAGGCAUCCAAACAGCACAGCACGCAGCAGGAGAGCAGCAGUCACCUUUGACAAGAACAUUCACACCACUCCUCAGCCCCCACUACACUCUGGUUCAGAGGAAGCCACAGCUCAGGACGAGUCAGAUAGCUGCGUAUCUGUACUGCGCUUCCAGAUCACUGCUGCCAUGGCACCCCUCAGCCGCUUGCUGGUCUACUAUGUGCGUGAGAAUGGGGAGGGCGUGACUGACAGCCUGCAGAUCCCUGUGCUGCCCCGCUUUGAGAACCAGGUGUCCGUCUCUAUGUCCACCAAUGAGUCAAUGCCAGGCAGCUCGGUCAGCCUUCAUGUCAGAGGGGAGAAGGGCUCAUGUGUUUGUGUGGCAACUGUGGACAAGAGCAUGUACCUCCUCAAACCUGGCUACCAGCUCACCCCAGAAAAGGUGUUUAAGGAACUUGCCGAUUUUGAUGUCUCCGAUGCUUUCGGUGUACCCAAAGAUGAUGGACAUUUCUGGUGGCCUGGAUUGUCAUCACGACGACGGCGUUCAUCUGUGUUCCCAUGGCACUGGGAUAUCACCAAAGAUGCUCGUUUUGCUUUCACGGAAACCGGCUUGGUGGUGAUGACGGACAUGGUGAGACUGAACCACCGGCAGACUGGUGGCAUGUACACUGAUGAGGCCGUGCCUGCCUUCCAGCCCCACACCUCCACUCAGGCAGCGAUGCACUCCCGUUCAACAGCUCGGGCAAUCAAGCACAAGCGCACGUUCUUCCCUGAGACGUGGAUAUGGAACUGCCUCAAUGUCAGCAACAUAACCGGAGAAGCAGAGUUGCGCUUGGACGUCCCAGAUUCCAUCACUACCUGGGUGACGGAGGCAGUCGGUUUGUCGGAGGAUAAGGGGCUGGGCCUGGCUAAGCCUGCAGAACUGCGGACAUUCAAACCCUUCUUCAUUGAUUUCACCCUUCCAUACAGUGUGAUCCGUGGCGAGCAGACCAAAGUCCCUCUUACUGUCUACAACUACCUCCCCACCUGCACAGAGGUCCAUGUGAAGGUAUCUGUGCCUAAAGGGAUCAAGUUUGUGGGUCACCCAGGGAAACACCAUUUGACUCGGAAGAAGUGCGUGGCCCCGGGGGAGGCAGCGCCCACCUUCAUAGUGCUGUCCUUUACAGAGCUGGUUACUGCAAACAUCACAGCCCGUGCUGUUGCGUACAGUGAGCCAAGCUGCUGCUCUGACGGCCUGCAGCCCAGCAAAGCAGGCAAAGUGAGCGAGGAGCAGGAUGAGCGCAAGAGCCCAGCAGGAAUGGACUAUGUUCGCAGAAGUGUGCUGGUUGAGCCUGAGGGUCUGCCCAGAGAGUAUACAUAUAGUGUCUUCUUCUGUCCAAAUGAAAGAAUCCACAUCUCCACACCUAAUAAGUAUGAAUACCAGUACGUGAAGAAGCCAUCAAAAGUCACACACAUACAGGUAUCAGUGAAGACCCACAAUGACGCCCACAUCGCCCUGGCACCCAGCGCCCACGACAGCACAGAGAUGGUGGAGGUGGUGCUGGGCGGCAGGCAGAACUCCCGCUCUUGGAUUUCAGUGGGGAAGAUGGGCGAGCCUGUGGCCAAUGUCCCCACACCAGGCAUCCUGUCCUGGGACGAGUUCCGUAGCUUCUGGAUCAGCUGGAGGGAAGGCGGUGUGCAGGUAGGUUAUGGCUUGGAACCAUCCACUGAGUCGCUGAUCAUGCAGUGGUCAGGGCCGCUACCAGCUCAGGUACACUACAUUGGUUUCUCUACUGGCUGGGGCUCAGUGGGGGAGUUCAAGAUAUGGCGCAAAGAAGAUGCAGAUGAGAACCACAACGAGGCCUUUACACUGGGAGUCCCACACAACGUGGUGCCAGGUUCUGAGAGAGCCACUGCCUCUAUGAUUGGUGAUGUCAUGGGUCCAACUCUCAAUAAUCUGGACAAACUCCUGCGUCUGCCCUUUGGUUGUGGAGAGCAGAACAUGAUCCAUUUUGCCCCAAAUGUCUUUGUGCUCAAGUAUCUGCAGAAAACCCGUCAACUCAGCCCAGAGGUGAAGUCAGAAGCCACUGACUACCUUCUACAAGGAUAUCAGCGACAGUUGACAUAUAAGAGGCAGGAUGGCUCCUACAGUGCUUUUGGAGAGAGAGACUCUUCUGGGAGCAUGUGGUUGACUGCAUUUGUGCUGAAGUCAUUUGCACAGUCUCGUGGUUUCAUCUUCAUUGACCCAGAAGAACUGCAGGCAGCCAAAGCCUGGCUGAUCAGCCACCAAAGAGAGGAAGGUUCCUUCCCUGCUAUGGGCAGAAUACUCAACAAAGACCUGCAGGGUGGGAUCCAUGGAAAGAUUUCAUUGACAGCCUAUGUGGUGACCGCACUCUUGGAGACUGGGAUUUCCACUGAGGAGGAGAAGCUCGCUGUGUCUAAAGCUAAGGAUUUCCUGGAGAGUAAUACAUACUCUGCAGAUGACCCGUACACUACGGCCCUCUCAGCAUAUGCCCUUGCUCUGCUGCGGAGCCACUAUGCCCCCCUGGCCCUGCGACGCCUAAACCACAUGGCCAUAACCCAAGAUGGCUUUACUCACUGGAGUCUCACUGGCAGCACUGUGGCUGAUGAAGACACAUUCAUGGGUUUUAAUGAUGGCCUUUCCCAGUCAGUGGUCUCAGCAGAGGUGGAGAUGACAGCCUAUGGCCUACUCACUUAUACCCUGAUGGGUGAUGUAGCGUCUGCUCUUCCUGUAGUCAAAUGGUUAUCUCAACAAAGGAACGCGCUUGGCGGCUUCUCUUCAACUCAGGAUACGUGUGUGGCUCUGCAAGCACUAUCGGAAUAUGCCAUCUUGUCGUAUGUGGGAGGCGUAAACCUUACCAUCUCUUUAGCCUCAACCAAUCUGGACUUUCAAGAAACCUUUGAGCUUCAGCGGGAUAACAAGAAGAUUUUGCAGAAAGCUGUGAUCCCUAGCAUUCCCACAGGGUUAUUUGUUAGUGCCAAAGGAGAAGGCUGCUGUCUGAUGCAGAUCGAUGUGACCUACAAUGUUCCUGACCCUGUAGCUAAGCCAGCCUUCCAGCUGAUGGUGCAGCUCAAGGAACCCAGACAGGAGCGUCACACUCCUCUCUCCUACUCAUGGCACUCGUCCUCCCGCUCUCGUUCCCGCGCUGAUAACCGUUCAGAACUAAGUCGCACCCGCAGAUCCCCUGCCGAUGACGAGGACCCUGCUGCCCACCAGGACAAUCUGGAUUACCGUGUCACACUGGAAGCCUGCACCAGGUGGCUACAUCCAGGCUCAUCCAACAUGGCCGUCCUAGAGAUCCCUCUGCUGUCAGGCUUUCGUGCUGAUGUUGAAAGCUUGGAGAAGCUGUUGAUGGAUAAACGGGUGGGGCUAAAGAGGUACGAAAUGGAGGGUCGUAAAGUCCUUUUCUACUUUGAUGAGAUCCCCAGUCAGUGCAUGACCUGUGUAGCCUUUCAGGCUGUGAGGGAGUACAUUGUGGGAAAGACCGCGCCAGUGCCAGUCAAAGUCUACGACUAUUAUGAGCCAGCUUUUGAAGCCACUCGCUUCUAUAAUGUGAGCGAGAGCAGCCCACUGGCACGGGAGUUGUGUGAUGGUACUUCAUGUAAUGAAGUGGAGAGUUCCACCAACCAAUGGACAGGCUUUGUGCAGGGCAGUCAGUGUAAUAACGUGUUUGGCUGUCCGGAGGAAGAUCGCUAUGAGCGCUGCACGUGUUACAGGGAUUGUGGGUAUGAUGGAGAACCAGUAUGUGGCUCUGACGGCCAGCUGUACCAAAACCAGUGUCAGUUGGAGGUGUCUGCCUGCAGGAACGGGACACGUAUUGAGCAGGUGCCCCUCAGCCAAUGCCCUCAGAUGGAGGUGAUUGUUGAAGAGCGAGAGCCGUCUACAGGAGAGGAACCUGAGCAGGCCCCCAUACUCAUCCCUACAGGUGAAGAGGAACAAGGCUCUAUGGAGGAAGUAUCCUACUACUCCUAUGAGUAUGACCCUGAUGUGGAGCCCUUCACUCCAGAGGAAGAAGAGCAGUUGGUUCUGCCUGUAGAGGAAGAGGAGACUGCCGAAACACUCAGACACCUGGACAGACAACCCCUCACGGUGGAAACAAAGGAUUCACCUGCACGAUGAGCUUAUCCAGAUGGCAGUGAAGAAGAACGCACAUUGUACAUUCUCUGUGAAUAUGUUUGUAUGAAAGGAGUGCAAGAGUAGAAAGGGCUAACCCACGUCUGUUGCAACACAACUACACUAUAUGUCCAAAUAUUUGUGGAGACCCCUUUGAAUGAAUGCAUUCAGCUACUUUACACAGCUCCCGUUGCUGGCACAGAUAUGCAAAUGUAUACUCACGGCUUGUCUAGCCCCUGUAGAGAAGUACUUCCUAUAGAUUAGGAGAUAGCAGAUAAACAAAAACCUACUGGCCUCAUGUCUAAUACCGGGUUUGGGCAGUGGAACUGUGUUCUCCGGAAUAAUGGUGCUCCAUCCUGUACUUUUGGGACGAGUUGGUGAUUAUUCAACAUUCUGACCCCACUAAUGCUCUUGUCACUGAAUGCAAUGAAAUCCUAACAGCAAUGCUCCAAAAUCUAAUAGAAAGUGUUACAUAAACAGUAGACAGUUACUCCAUCAAAAAUAAUAAACUCUCUUUAAUACCCUUCAUUUCAGAAUAAGCAGGUGUUCCAAUAUUUUUGUCCAUAUAGUGUAAGUUAAGAGGGAGUGUGUCUGUGUGAGUGUGUCUGUGUGUGUGUGUUUGAAUAAGAAGAGUUAAUAUGCCUAUCCUUACAUACUCCUCUCUCUCUGUUUCACAAUUAGUUGCCGUAGCUCUUUUUACAGCAUUAACUGACAUUGUCAUUACGUCUCCUUGUAAUCUUCUUGUAAUCUCAUUUAAAUAGUCCAGUAUUUAUGUUUGUAAGUUUUUUUUUUAAAUGCUAUGUUAUUGUUUUCUAUCUGUGGUAUUUAUUUAUAGCUGGUGCCUUUUAUUUCUUACCUUUGCCUUUCCUUGACAUCGUCCUCUCUUUCCACGCUGUACUCCACUUUCUCCUUUACUCUGUCUAAAUGCAACAUGAUUGACAGCCCACUGCUCAUGCAGGCCUUAUAUUCAUACAUUGAGGUGCUUGACUACUACUAUCAUAAGAUAACUGAUUCUUCCUCUUGGCAUCUACCAGAUUGCUUUUCAGAUGGUGCAGAGAGAGCAGCUGUAAUGACUAACCAUAAAUAAGCUCAGUUUGAAACUCACUCUGGCAACCGAUGCAGGUUUGUGUACCUCACACUGUAAACACAGUCACUAAAUGAUCAUAUAGACAGAUGCAGUUACAGUACAGUGCAUAAGCUCAGCUCAGUAAGUUCAGUACUUUGGACUGUUGGUCAACAAUGAAGUUUCGAGAAUUACUGUAAAUUGUCCAAAUUUGAAUGGAAUGUAAGCCCAAUUAUGUCAGGUACAUUCUGUUUGUUAAAAAAAGAAGAACAAGGAAAUAAACGUUGUAUACAAAAUUUA